UAUUGUGGUGGGGUGGAAUUUGCACUUUUGUUACGUCUUUACACGCAGAAACUGCCAACCCAACGACGCGAAAACGCAAUUUUAUGGUUUAAAAUGUACACACUUUAUGCAUAGUAAAAUUCAAGUGUAUGCUAAGUACGGGGCCGAAAUAAGAAACAAAAUUCCAAAAACUGGCAACAGAAGCAGCGCCAUCUGACGGCCAAAUGGCAAUGUAAAUAAAAAAAAAUCUCACGCCACUCGCAAAAAUUCGUUAACAAAAACAACAACAACAAAAGCAAAGCAAAAGCAAUAAAUUAUAAACAAUUCGAAAGGCAACAACAAUUCAGAUAACUCGUAUAUAUGCACACGGAGGCCGCAAGCGACAGGGCGAACGACAAUCCCCCGCAGCCCCCGCGGGCCAACACGGAGACAAAGACAAAAACGUCAUCGAAUGCAGAGACGGAGGAGAGCCGGCGUAAAAGGCAGGCCAUGGAUGACUAUGACAUCGAUAUUGAUUUGAACUUUAUGCAGCUGAGUCGCCAGCAGCUGCUGCAACGCUACAGCAGCGCCGUGCGCCAGCUGCGGCGUCUGGCCGAGGCGCAUCGGGAGGUGCGGCCGCUGUCCUUCGAUAGCUACGUGCUGUUCCAGUACUUUCGGCAGCAGAAUGCUGCUGCUGCAGCUGGGGGCGGCUACCGAGGCAUUGUCAGUGCAGCGCUGCUGCCGCCACCGCAGCUGAUGGCCUACCUCAAGCUGGAGGUGCUGCAUCAUUUGCUGGAUCGCCGGCGGCAAAUCCUCUGCUGGCUGUUCUACCUGACGCUAGUGUCGCUGUGCGUGGCCGCGUACCGCUAUGAGGCGGCAAGCAGCGGCGGCGGCGGCGGUGCUGGUGCUGGUGCCGGCAGCGAGCGUGUCGUGCAGUCAACGGUUUAUCCGGGGAUGCGCAUGUGGCGGCGCAUGACCAUGCCGCUGAUCCAGCGCUUUCCACGGCUGACCGAACUCUACGACGAGUCCUGCCUGAUGGGCAAUCCCUUCUUCCAAAUGGAGGAUCUCAGCUGCGGGCCCUGUGCCAAUGUGGAGAGCGUUUGGCUCGAGAGCGAUGAAUACGCUCAGCCGCUGGGCCUGAGCGUGGGCGGUGACAGUGUGCCAUUUGCGUUCAAGGGCCAACAGGAUGCCAUGGAUCUGGGGGACUUCUAUAAUAUUUAUGCCAGCAAUCAUGUGAUCUUCCAGCGGGACGCAUACCGCGUGCACUCCACCAACCAAGGUGUUCACAAUCUCGAGGAUCUCUUCGGGCAGUUCAACAGCAGCGGCGGCAGUCCAGCACCCACCUGGACACAGCAGGCGCACAAUCUGUGGCGCUGCAAUCGCAUGCUGCCCGCGCGCCUGCUGCGGCCCAUUUUCGCGCGGCCCUCGCGGCUGCCCAGCCUGGCCGUGGCCCUCGAGCGUUACAUGGCCAUCGAUACGGCCCAAGCGCCGGCUUAUACACUGCCCGAGACGGAGUGCCCCAAUGUGUAUGUGCACCAGGCGGUGGGCACACGCUUCAUCAUUUUGCGUCCCACCAGCGAGUGUCGCCACCGUUGUCGCACACUGUCCAUCCGCCUCACGCAGUCCUUUGUUCUCAGCUACAAUUGGUUGUAUUGGAAGCCGAUCUCUGCGCCGGAUCCCAUAUCGGAGACACUUUCCAUCAGCUUGAUUGGCUCCUACUGCUAAGGGGGGUGGGGCUGCCCCCCCCCCCUGCCUGUGUUCAUCGUCCUGCGUAAUCCUCAGUCCUAGAUUUAUAAGCCAUUUAGCCUUAAGCCAGCAAUUGCUCUUGUCCCCCCAGUGUCCAAUUUGCAUUUAGUCAGUCCAGAA
Drosophila subobscura is the source of this 1824-nucleotide messenger RNA. RefSeq lists its product as uncharacterized. Bases 340 to 1683 code for a protein of 447 amino acids. The transcript is spliced from 2 exons. NCBI's taxonomy places the organism in Eukaryota, Metazoa, Arthropoda, Insecta, Diptera, Drosophilidae. The record is from RefSeq and is a predicted model, not a curated record.